AUGUUACCCCAAUGCUAUAUUCGCCCGAUGUUUAUGCCAAUCAUUCCAGACAUGGUAAAAAUAUCACCUGCUAUGCUACCUAUGAUGAGAUUUCCGGUAGCAGCUCCUGUUCAAUCUCCAUCAUCAUCACCAAUGACUAAUGAAUAUGAUUCACGCAGGCAUGAUCAAUAUCGACAUGCCAAACGAGAUCAUUCUCGUAAUCGUCACGCACCUUUCGACUGGUAUCGACCACCCAAACAAGGAUAUGAAAUUGUUCAUGAAGAUAUAUCAGUUGUAACAUCGAAUGGACCGGUACCGUUUGAUGAAUUCUAUCGACAACGUACGCACAAUGAACAUGACAAAGAUCUAGCUGUGUAUGAAUCAGAAAAAAAACAUGACGACAGACAAGAAUCAUCACAUGAAGAGAAAAAUAUUGACUCGCAAUCUGAAAACCAUACGGAAUCCGAUUGGGAUAGCGAAGAAGAAACAAGUGAUGAUGCAACUUUGAAACCAUUGGACUCUUAA
Rotaria socialis is the source of this 504-nucleotide messenger RNA. NCBI's taxonomy places the organism in Eukaryota, Metazoa, Rotifera, Eurotatoria, Philodinida, Philodinidae. The record is from the annotation of a GenBank genome assembly.